Messenger RNA from Micropterus dolomieu (smallmouth bass), 1974 nucleotides. RefSeq names its product troponin I, slow skeletal muscle-like. The transcript is spliced from 8 exons. The record is from RefSeq and is a predicted model, not a curated record. Gene Ontology annotation, cellular component: troponin complex. Lineage: Eukaryota; Metazoa; Chordata; Actinopteri; Centrarchiformes; Centrarchidae. Gene Ontology annotation, biological process: muscle contraction. The coding region runs from base 1199 to 1765 and encodes 188 amino acids.
UGUGAAAAUACAUAAUUACAAAGACCACAAACCCAAAAGUCGUGUAUGUGACAUCGUAACUGUUUCUCUCGAUGACUGAAGCUAACGUUACACAUACAUAUAACAUCAGAUGAGUUACAUUUUUGUGUGGAACAUAGCUAAAUUACCUAGCUGGUGGCAGCCAAUGAACGUUGCUGACGUUACAUUGUGCGAGACGAGAAAUGUAGUUCAUUGAAGAGAUUUCACACAAAUCUAAAUGUAACUUUGGACAAACUGCGACUUUCUUGACUGGCAAAAUUUAAUUUUAAAUUGACCAACAUCAUAUGUGUAAUUCAGGGCUCAAUUCUAACGGUAUAAAAAGAUAAGUCGCCACUGACUACCGUACAUAUUUUUUCUGAAAUAAGGUCCCAUGGGGCAGAAGCGGAAGCGAGGGACUUAAGCUGUCUAUAAGACAGUGGUCAGCCGAUAUGAGUUUUUCAGUGGCUGAUUUCAGAACAUGAUGUUUAAGGGAGAGUGGGGUACAGUUUGUCAGAAGUGAAGUCAUUCAACUGCCUUUUUCUCAACAAUAUAACAAUAUAUAUUUAACGCUAGCCAAUAAUGGUUUAGGAUUAGAUUUGCCGCCAUUUAGGACAGGAGAAACGUGUUAACUUUUAGAAAAGACAAAGGUGACAGACGACAUUUAGAGCUUGAAAUUUUUCACCACUUUCCCAAAACUCACAGUGGGGAGUGCCGACAUCGUUCCACAGGAGCCACACUGAAAAGGCUGCCUGCAGACGUGUCCGCAUACAUUUUUUGUUUAUCAGACUCAAGAGCGCAGGAAUCAGCAGAUAAUGGGCUGACCGAUUAAUCUGUCCAUCACUAUUACAAGAGUAGAGAAGAUCCUACCUACAGCUUUAAAUAGUUUACCCACGUGAAAGAGGAAAAACAGAUAACAACUGACUGAAAACGGCUGAAGUGAAAGUCGACAAGGAUGUUGUUUAUCCUGUCCUUGCACACAGAAAGGUUCACAUACAUUAUUAUAAAGAGGCAGAGAGCAGUGAUCUGUCAACACAAGAGGCCACCCCCUCUAAUGGGGUGCGUGUUUCUAUUUAAGUCUCCUUGUGAUAGAGGAGGGACAAAGGGGAGCAGGAGAUAAAUAUGCGGUUGUGUUCACUCCAUCACUUUGUGUCGGUCUGCAUCCACAGCAUCAACACAGGAAGGGGGAAUUGAAAUAGCCAAGAUGCCUGAGAAAGUACCGGAGAGGAAAUCUAAAAUCUCAGCCUCCCGCAAGCUCAUGCUGAAGAGCUUGAUGGUUGCCAAGGCCAAGGAGGAGCUGGAGCAGGAGAUGGAAGAAAAAGAGGAACAGAAGGAAAAUUACCUGAAAGACAAAUCUCCUCCAAUACAGACCAGUAGCAUGUCCUUAGCAGAGCUACGGACGUUAUGUGAAGAGCUGCAUGCCAAAAUAGAUGUGGUGGACGAGGAGCGGUAUGACAUUGAAGCCAAAGUCUUGCACAACAACAGAGAGAUCAAAGACCUAAACAUUAAGGUACUGGACCUGCGAGGGAAGUUUAAGAGACCCAACCUCAGAAGGGUGAGGGUCUCUGCUGAUGCCAUCCUGCGCUCCCUACUGGGCUCCAAACACAAGGUGUCUCUGGAUCUGCGAGCUAAUCUUAAAUCAGUCAAGAAGGAGGACACAGAAAAGGAGAAGACGGUGGAGAUGAGUGACUGGAGAAAGAAUGUGGAAGCCAUGUCAGGCAUGGAGGGCCGCAAGAAGAUGUUUGAUGCAGCGAAGGGCCCAAACCAGUAAACAGGUGUUCUUCAAGAAACAGCUGGCUUCCAUCUAAUGUCAAAUACCAUAACUUGUAAACCGCAGAGUGUAGAAGACAAGAACACAAAACAUAAAUGCAUAAACUCUCAAGUACUUCAGAGGGUUGCAAACAAUUUGUUGGUAUUUUAUAUUCACUACACUGUGUGUUUUGUUUCAUUGUCACUGAAAUAAACACAGCAUAUACAGUC